Messenger RNA from Megachile rotundata (alfalfa leafcutting bee), 1386 nucleotides. RefSeq names its product facilitated trehalose transporter Tret1. Gene Ontology annotation, biological process: transmembrane transport. NCBI's taxonomy places the organism in Eukaryota, Metazoa, Arthropoda, Insecta, Hymenoptera, Megachilidae. Gene Ontology annotation, molecular function: transmembrane transporter activity. Gene Ontology annotation, cellular component: membrane. The record is from RefSeq and is a predicted model, not a curated record.
AUGUCCCAUGAAAAUCCAAAGAAAAAUGGGGGUAAAACGAUUACGGUCUGGCCACAAUGGCUGGCUGCAUGCACACUCAGCUUAGUUGUUAUCGGAAGUGGCCUCGCGAAUGGCUGGGCAUCACCGUACUUGGCUCAACUGACAUCAACGGAAGCGAACAUGCCUUUGAGACUGACAGACACCGAAGCAUCCUGGGUGGCAUCCCUUUUAAAUCUUGGCCGGUUCACCGGCGCUUUGCUCAGUGCACUGUGUCAAGAGUACACCGGACGAAAGAAGGUGCUCCUGCUCAGUGGAAUACCGUUGGCUGCGAGCUGGGUGUUUAGUAUUUGUGCCACAUCGGUCGCAUGGCUGUACACCUCAAGAUUCUGCUCAGGAAUUGGCUCUGGAAUGACAUGGUGUGCACUGUCUUUGUAUUUAAGCGAGAUAGCCGAUCCCAGCAUCCGCGGAUCAUUGAUAUCCUUUAACGUGAACGCAUCUUCCGUUGGUAUGUUCUUGGGAAAUGCAAUGGGUCCUUAUCUGUCCAUGGAGAUGUUCGGGUACGUGAGUCUCGUUCCGAAUAUCCUCUUCAUGAUCCUCUUCAGCAUGAUACCCGAAUCACCCUACCAUUACCUCCUGCAUGGGGAUAUCGACAAGGCUGAAGCAUCCUUGAAAUGGUUCAGGCGAGAGACUGACGUCAAAACCGAGAUACGAGAACUUCAGGAAUUCGUCAACGGGACUGAAACAAAUAAUUUUGUCAAGCUGAAGGAAUUUCUCAUACCAAGCAACUUCAAAAAGGCUCUCAUCGUGGUCGGUAUUUAUUUCUUCUCCUACAUGACUGGGUACUCCGCUCUGAACUCGUACUCACAAAUAAUUCUCAUAAGAAGUAAAAUUAGCGUGACACCCAGUCUGGUGGUGACGAUUCUCGGACUUUCGACGAUUGUGGCCGGUGCAGCGGGUACGAUACUGGUCGACAAAUUCGAUAGAAGAUUCUUUCUGAUCAUCUCCGGCGCAGGAUCCUCCAUAUCCCUAGCAUUGUUAGGCUUACAUUUUCAUCUGCUUUCUUUGGAUUACAACGCAGCGAGUUUAACGUGGUUACCUAUAUUCUCCAUGUUACUGUUCAAUUUGUCCAUGUCCAUUGGACUACAGCCGAUACCGAGCACUCUGCUGGGUGAAAUGUUCACGGCGAACAUGAAGACUAUAGCUUCGACGUGUGUGAAUAUUAAUAAUGCGUUGAUGUCUUUCGCCAGUGCGAGAACUUAUCAGCCGUUUCUGGACUUAGUUGGUGAAAAAUAUGUGUAUUGGACUUUCAGUGUUUGCUCGAUAUUCGUUAUACCGUACGUUCUCUUUCUGAUACCGGAAACAACCGGAAAAAGUCUCUUGGAGAUUCAACAGUCUAUAAAAAAAUAA